ACUGCGCAUGCUCGAGGAAUGGUAGUGCGCAAUGUUUUGAAAUCGUCAAAUAUGUCUGGCGAAGCGAUGACAAUGUCCAACAUUCGUCACCCAAGCAUGAACAAUUCAUACAAUAGCUGCGCUUCAGAAGAACGAAUGGACGUUGAAAUAGACGCUGGUCACGCUGGAACAGACCGAGGGAACUUGGAGACGGAAACACGAGCAAUCUGUUCAUCAAACGGUAGUGGCGGGGAAGAGGAUGAGACGGAGGCCGCGGAUCAGGAAAGAGAAGCCUCGGGCUCGAGUACUCCACGCUGCGGGGAUGGAGUGGUGCACGGUUUCGGAAGAGAACAGGAGGUGUCGGUGGACAUCGGAGAGACUUACUUGUGUCAGCGGGCGGACAAAACAUGGCAUUCAGCAGAGGUUAUUCAGUCCAGGCUAAAUGAGCAGGAGGGCAGAGAGGAGUUUUAUGUACACUAUGUUGGAUUCAACAGACGUUUGGAUGAAUGGGUUGGAAAAGCUCGUUUGGCACUGACAAAGACUGUAAAAGACGCAGUAAGAAAGAGUGUUGAGGAAGGAGGUGGAGUGGAGCUUGGGGACCAGCCUGAGAGGAAAAUCACCCGGAACCAAAAACGUAAACAUGAUGAGAUCAACCACGUUCAGAAGACUUAUGCAGAGAUGGACCCCACCACAGCAGCCCUGGAGAAAGAGCAUGAAGCUAUCACAAAAGUAAAAUAUGUGGACAAGAUCCAGAUUGGUAACUUUGAGAUUGAUGCAUGGUACUUCUCUCCCUUCCCUGAGGACUACGGAAAACAGCCUAAACUUUGGAUCUGUGAAUACUGCCUGAAGUACAUGAAGUAUGAGAAGACUUUCAGAUACCACCUGUCGCAGUGUCAGUGGCGUCAACCCCCAGGCAAAGAGAUUUAUCGCAGAAACAAUAUCUCAGUGUAUGAGGUGGAUGGGAAGGACCAUAAGAUCUACUGUCAGAAUCUUUGUCUACUGGCGAAGCUCUUUUUGGAUCAUAAAACGCUUUACUUUGAUGUUGAGCCAUUCAUAUUCUACAUCCUCACUGAAGUCAACAAACAGGGAGCACAUAUUGUUGGUUAUUUCUCCAAGGAGAAAGAGUCCCCUGAUGGGAACAAUGUUGCUUGUAUUCUCACUCUUCCUCCAUACCAGCGAAGAGGAUACGGAAAAUUUCUAAUUGCAUUCAGUUAUGAAUUAUCUAAAUUGGAGAGUAUGGUGGGGUCUCCAGAGAAGCCUCUGUCAGACUUGGGGAAGCUGAGUUAUAGGAGUUACUGGUCAUGGGUACUGCUAGAGAUUCUACGAGACUUCAGAGGGACAUUGUCUAUAAAAGACCUCAGUCAAAUGACAAGUAUCACACAGAGUGAUAUCAUCAGUACACUACAGUCUCUGAACAUGGUCAAGUACUGGAAAGGUCAGCAUGUCAUAUGUGUCACGCCCAAACUUGUAGAGGAACAUCUCAAAAGUGCCCAGUACAAGAAACCACCAAUAACAGUGGACACACAUUGUCUGAAAUGGGCGCCUCCUAAACACAGGCAAGCUAAGUUCUCCAAAAAAUGAAGUGAUAUGAACGUCAAAACAAUGAAGAGAAUGAGACUGCUUCAUCCCAAACUUUGAUGGACAUCCAACAGCUUACCUAAAUGUCAUGUAGAAAUACUUUCUCUAAGAGAGAAGAUUGUACAUUUUC
Xyrauchen texanus (razorback sucker) is the source of this 1687-nucleotide messenger RNA. RefSeq names its product histone acetyltransferase KAT8-like. The record is from RefSeq and is a predicted model, not a curated record. Gene Ontology annotation, molecular function: histone acetyltransferase activity. Lineage: Eukaryota; Metazoa; Chordata; Actinopteri; Cypriniformes; Catostomidae. Gene Ontology annotation, biological process: regulation of DNA-templated transcription. The transcript has 11 exons. Bases 19 to 1560 code for a protein of 513 amino acids.